CGGGGCGGGGGAGGCGCGGCCGGGGCCGGCGGCGGCGGCGGGCAGCGGGCGGUGCAGGACGGAGGCGCCCGGCCGGGUCGCCCGCCCCGCCUGGAAGGCGCCGGCAGCGGGGGGCCGGGCCCCGAGCUGUUUCAGUGCCUCAUCUUAAUCUGGAGCUUUGUGCUUUCAACUUCUGCAAUCAGGCGCUAUGCAUCCAGAUCCUGGACAUUUACAGGCACCACUCUUUGUCGCCGUCACAGUUCUCAUAUCUACCACAAGUUCAGGUUUAAUUCCCCAUUUUACUUCUGAGCCCCUGUCUACUGUCCAGAAGUCUGGUGCGCCCAUACAACUACACUGCUCUGCUGAGCCCUCCACAGCUCACAUUUCUUGGCUGUUUAAUGGAGAGCCUUUGGACAGCAGGUUGGGAGAAGUGGAAAUCCAGUCAGGAUCUUUGACAAUCGUCUCUCUAAGCCUGUCAACAUCUGGUCACUAUCAGUGCAUUGCCAACAGCACUGUGGGCGCUGUUGUGAGUAGGGCUGCAGCGAUAUCAAUAGGCAGUCUAGCUAAUUUUGAUACUUCGGUGAAACCUGUCAUUGUAGCGGAGGAAGGUGGCACAGCUUUCAUUGGCUGCAAGGUGCCAGAAAGUAACCCUAAAGCACAAGUUCGUUUUCGAGUGCGGGGAAAAUGGCUGGAACAAUCAACAGAUAACUACCUAAUUCUUCCAUCUGGAAACCUGCAGAUUUUGAAUGUAUCUUUAGAAGACAAGGGAUCCUACAAAUGUGCUGUGUACAACCCAGUCACUCAUGAUCUCAAAGUAGAACCUGCUGGACGUAAGCUUAUAGUCACACGCUCUUCCUCAGAAGGCUUCCACAUACUUCAUCCCUUGGUCUCCCAGACCCUGGCAGUGCCCCAGCACAGCUCUUUGACACUAGAAUGUGUUGUCAGUGGACUGCCUCCAGCCUCAGUCCACUGGGUGAAAGAUGGCCAGGACGCACUGAGCAGAGGCAGGUGGAAACUGCUGCACUCCCAUCUCGUAUCAGACAGGCUUGAAGCAUCGGACUCUGGAAAUUAUUCCUGUGUAGUGGGAAAUGAAUUUGGAGUAGUGAAAUACAUUAACUAUUCACUUACGAUACUCGAGCCAGUCUCAAUUUCCAAGGGACUGCAAGAUGAAACUGUGGCUGCUGGAGCAACUGUGCAUUUCUGGUGUGAUGUCCAUGGAAGCCCUGCUCCAACCCUCACCUGGCUGCACAAUGCAGCUCCCCUCAAUCAUUCUCCACGGCACCUGCUAUUGGGAAACAGCCUGCAGAUCCACGGUGUCAUUGCAGAGGACUCUGGCUUGUACCAGUGUGUAGCAAACAAUGGGAUUGGAUUUGUGCAGUCCACUGGGAGACUUUAUGUACAGCCAGGCAGUGGGUCAAGGCCAGUUAUAGUUUCUCCACCAGCAAGUGUCAGUGUGACAGAAGGUGGGGAUGUCACACUGUCCUGCAACGCCACUGGCCUGCCCGUUCCUGUGAUCCAUUGGUAUGAUAGCAGAGGCCUCAUUACCAGCCACCCCUCCCAGGUGCUUCAUCCAAACCCACAAGAACCUUCCCAAGCAAUGCAGGGCAGCACCAUUGCAGAGCCCACCACCUAUUUCACCGCAUCUCAAGCAGGGUCAAGUUCCUUGCACAUUCGGAAUGUGACUCCAGGUCGUGUGGGGGAAUAUACCUGCGAAGCCAUCAACGAGCAUGGCUCUGCGAAGUCGGAAGCCUUCCUCACAGUUGUUCCCUUAGAAACUGGCACGAAAGCAGCAGCAGAAGAAAUGGCUCCUGUGGAGAUUGUCCAGAGCAAUGAAAGCGAUGGUGACUUUGGUGUGGAAACAGCGGUUUCAAGCUUGCCUCCAACAAAGCUGCAUUUUGAUGCAGCUGUGACAGAAAAGCCCUUGAAUAGCAUCUCCGCCCCAGAAGCCCCCAUCAUCCUCAGUCCCCCGCAGACUCUCAAGCCGGACAAAUACACCCUGGUGUGGCGUUCGGGACGGGAUGGCGGCUUGCCCAUCAAUGCCUAUUUUGUUAAAUACCGCAAGCUGGACGACAGCGUCAGUGCAGCGGGGAGCUGGCACACGGUGCGUGUCCCUGGCAGUGAGAACGAGCUCCGGCUCACCGAGCUGGAGCCUUCAAGCCUGUAUGAAGUUUUAAUGGUGGCGAGGAGUGCUGCUGGCGAAGGCCAGCCUGCUAUGCUGACAUUUCGCACCAGCAAAGUUCCAGAAGCUCCUGAUCGACCCACAAUCUCCACAGCAUCAGAAUCAUCUGUCUAUGUCACAUGGAUACCACGAGCAAACGGUGGCUCCCCCAUUACUGCCUUUAAAGUAGAGUAUAAACGUUUGGGACGAAACAGUGACUGGCUAAUUGCAGCUGAUAACAUUUCUCCUUCCAAGCUGUCUGUGGAAGUUCGUAACUUGGAGCCAGGAGAAAUGUAUAAGUUCCGUGUGAUUGCUGUGAACAACUAUGGGGAGAGUCCACGAAGUGCAGCCUCUCGCCCUUACCAAGUAGCUGGUUUCACCAACCGGUUUUCCAACCGCCCCAUCACAGGACCUCACAUAGCUUAUACGGAAGCCAUCAGUGACACUCAGAUCAUGUUAAAAUGGACAUAUAUUACAUCAAGCAACAACAACACACCUAUCCAAGGAUUUUAUAUCUAUUAUCGGCCUACGGACAGUGACAAUGAUAGUGACUACAAGAGGGAUAUUGUAGAAGGUACAAAGCAAUGGCACUUGAUAAAUCACCUGCAGCCAGAAACAUCUUAUGACAUAAAAAUGCAGUGCUAUAAUGAAGGUGGUGAAAGCGAGUACAGCAACGUGAUGAUCUGUGAAACUAAAGUGAAACGCAUGCCAGGAGCAUCUGAAUAUCCAAUAAAAGACCUGAGCACGCCACCAAAUUCCCCUGACCGGGUUGGGGGAAGCAGCGGUGGGCUUUCAAACGGCCCCGUUCGAAGCAGUGACAUGCUGUAUUUGAUUGUGGGGUGUGUCCUUGGAGUGAUGGUCCUUAUUCUGAUUGUUUUCAUUGCCAUGUGCCUGUGGAAGAACCGUCAACAAAACACCAUGCAGAAAUAUGACCCUCCUGGCUAUUUGUACCAAGGUUCAGAUAUCAAUGGGCAAAGGAUUGAGUACACGACUUUACCUGGCACAAGUCGUGUCAACGGCAGCAUCCACGGGAACUUCAUAAGCAACGGCGGCCUCAGCAAUGGCUGUCCACACAUCCAUCAUAAAGUUGCUAACGGAGUUAAUGGGAUUGUGAACGGAGGAGCUGGACUUUACCCAGGGCACACCAACUCCCUGUCCAGGACACACGUGGACUACAAACAUACCCACCACCUUGUGAAUGGUGGUGGGAUGUACACGGCAGUGCCGCAGGCUGACCCCUCCGAGUGCAUCAGCUGCCGAAACUGUCGGAACAAUAACAGGUGUUUCACCAAAACCAAUGGCACUUUCAGCAGCAACACGCUACCUGUCAUGCCCAUCGUAGCACCUUACCAGCAGGACAGUCUGGAGAUGAAACCUCUGAAUCAUGUCAUGGUGGCCAUGUGCUUAGCUUCCAGCAUUCCUGAGUGCAGCGCACAGCUGGAGGAGGACAGCAAAGAGAAGACAGAGCAGCCCUCCGCCCAGCAUCCCUGCUGUCGAGAAAGCAUGAAUCAGCUCUCCAUGGAGUACACAGAUGGUGACAACUGUUUGCACUCAGAAACAUCGAACCACGCUUUGAGCUGGAGUCCCCUUAUUCUUCAGCCUGUUUCAAAGGACUGUAAGGAAAAGCCAGGAUGGAGCUCAUCUGGCGUCACAUUAAAUGGUUCUGGGGACCUCCGACAGCUCCAGCUUCAGGAAACCUGAGGAAGUGACCGCUUUCCCCACAUAACGCCAGUAACUGCACAGCAGAGUCGCUGAAAGGGACUAAUGGAGGGAUGUUAAUUAUAACAGAGAGAGUCACUAUUUAUUUUUUGUAGUAGUGUCAUAUGAAUGAAUGUAUCUUGUUUUUAAAUGGUUGCCUUUUUAUAUUAUUUAUGCAUUGAAAUCCCUUUUUUUUUCCCCAUGCACCAUGAAACUAGCCUGGGUAUGUGUAUAAAAAAGAUUUGUAAUAAUAUAAAGAACAACAAUGGGAAGUGUGUAGUGUGUCUUCCGUGGAAUAUGACCAGUGUGAGAAGCACUUCCAAGGAGACAAAAAGUGUCUUACACAUGGAGUUAGCAGUUUGGAGCACACCUGGGCAGUUCUGAUGUUACGACCACCUUCACAGGGGCUGCCACAUCCCUGGCAACAUGACAACACAGUGCUUGAACACUUAUUUCCAUGUCCUCUUUCAGUUUCUCUGGGAAGAACUCAUGGAACAAGGGUGAAUAAGGGACUGUGGGUAAGAAAAUGAGUAGCUGAGUAGUUACAAUAUGGCUUCAGAGGCAGAGCUCAGAGAUGUUCUGGCAACUGUUUGCAUCUGUAGGUCUUUGCCACUAUUUCAGUGAUUCUUUCCUUUUCAGAAGUGUGUGCAAAAGCCCAGCCUGUUUGAACUAGCAGCUAGCUCUUUUCUUUUUACAAGUGCUUUGGUAAUCCAAGCAGUCAUCAGAACCUGGGCAGGAGGAGGGAUUGUCGGGGUGCUUUGGAACCCACCUGGUCUACUGGUCUCCCUCCCUGCUCUCCAGCAAGUGCUCAGGGCAGGCUGCAGCCAGCCUUUUUCCUGGCAGCAGCAUGGGUAUGGGCAUCUGCUUUCUUCUGCUCCAGGUAAUGUCUGUAGAGCUGGAUGGCAGGAUGGUUUGGUGAAGUGAUCCAGCCUAAAGUAAGUCUCACAAUCACCUUCACCCAGUGUAUCCCACAGAUACACCCACAGAGCAGGAGGGAUGGCAGUAACCAGGAGAUGCUUAAGAGGGCUGCUGCCAAAGAUGAUCCAGCUGAACUGACCUUUACAGCUCAUUAGUAAAUAAUUGCUGCUAAGUCAGGUGGUUUAAUUUCCAGUGGCUAUGGUGUGGAGCUGUUAAACUUGCAGCAGAACCUCCUCUGAGUUUCCCUGACUGUGCUCCUCCCACACCAUGUCACCCACUGCAGUGCAGCUCCCGAGCCCGGUGAGACCUCCAUGAGCUGUUAAAAAAUCAAACCCAAAACACUGUGUUUGUGGUGCUUUAUUCCUGCUGUCCUGCUCACUUGCAGAAGACAAAUUCAGUUUGACUGCGUUUAAACUCCUUGGUUUGGAGUGGAAAAAAGGGGAUACUACUAAUUGCUUGACUAGCUGCCUUUGCCUUCUAGGUGAAAUGAGCCUUGUCAAAGCGCUCCAGCCUUGUGCACGCAGCUCUGAGAAACCUGCCUGCCUUUUCAGAAACAGCACAUGCAGCAUGAUGUAGGUGUUGCAAUGUUAACUGCAGGGUUGUUUUUUUUUUCUUUCAAAUUUAAUCAAAGUAAAUAAAACAAACUUGUGCCUGUAAAGCACUCUCUCCAGAAAUCAGCGCGCAUAACCCCAGCUUUGAGGCACAUAAAUUACAAUUACAGCUGCCCCAAGGCGACACAUGUGCAGCCUUCUUUUAAUGGAACAAGUAUUUUUCUAGUGAGCGCCAGCAACAGCCCUGGAGCUGGGAAGGGAGGAAGCGAAGCCGGUCUGGCUGGAGCUGCAAACCCCUCGGGGAAUGCCUGCAAAGGCGCUACAGGUGCAGCGUGCCGUGCUCAGAAACUGUGCCUGGCCCAAAAAGUCUCCUUUCCCCACUGAAUGCCAAGUGGUGUGUGUGCAUGCAGCAUGAAGAGAUAUAUAUAAUGUGUUAUAUGCUUUAUAAAUAGAGUCCUUAAUAAGAAUUUACUAGGUCUGAGCUGGGUUACUAUGCAAGACUAUUCCAGUAGUUGAUGCUUUAUUUUUGCUUGUGUCCAGAGCCUGGUGCCGAUGCUGUACUGUGUACGUGACCACUCUGCUUGUCCAUGCGCGACUGUGGCUUUGAUUUUCAUGGUUGCAAGGCUGAGUGCAUGUCAGAGGGAGGCAAGAGCAUCUGAAUGAACAUGGCUUGAGUGCAAUGUCCUGUCCUGAUUUCCUGGAAAUGUGCUGGUCUGCAUUUUUGAUGCUGAAGUGUAGGAUGCCGGUGUGAGUUUGGUGGGCAGGAUUGAUGUGAGAGCACAGAAAGGAGCCCAAGGCCACAGGCUGCAAGACACCACGAGUGUCAGAUUUGGGACUGGUUCUGUUCAAGGAUGAAACUGUUGUAAUCUGCCUUGUUAGCAGAAUCUCUUUGUGGACUGCUUUAUUUAUAUCGAAUUACACUGUUUUAAGUGUUUUUUUCAUUUUAUUGUAUUUUAUUUAUAAAAAAUAUAUAACUUUUACCUUUA
Messenger RNA from Anas platyrhynchos (mallard), 6290 nucleotides. RefSeq names its product cell adhesion associated, oncogene regulated (gene CDON). Lineage: Eukaryota; Metazoa; Chordata; Aves; Anseriformes; Anatidae. Gene Ontology annotation, biological process: nervous system development; cell-cell adhesion. The record is from RefSeq and is a predicted model, not a curated record. Gene Ontology annotation, molecular function: protein binding.